GGAACACGCGCGGGAAGUUUGUGUUAGUAACCGGUAAUGUGCUGUCAGACGUGGUGUUUUCCGCGUACCACCGUAGCAUGUUUUAUUCUUUCUUUAACUGAAUUUGCUUUGUCCGAACUUCCAUGUUGGAAUCCUUAAAAUGGUUCAAAUACUCAUUUCAAGCCCAGAAAAUGAGAAACCUGGGGAUUGGAUGUUGAUGGAGCUUCAGGGUGAGAUUGAAUCUCGUCAUAAUACUAGUCUUGGAGGAAGUGUAAUGGGAGAUCUGCAUUUUACAAAGGAGGGUGUUCCUGUAUUAAUCAUAGGCCAUCAUAUUCUGUAUGGAAAAGUUGUCAAACUGGAGAAACCUUUUGCUGUGCUUGUCAAGCAAUCACAGCAACAGAAAAUUGAUGAAAAUGCCAUGGAAACAGAUGAAGAAAAACAUUCCACGUUUUAUCAGGUUACUGCACUCAUUAAGAAAAAGAUAAUAUUUAAAACGCGUCCCAAGCCAAUCAUCACUAAUGUGCCAAAGAAAGUAUAGCAGUAACUUUAAUGAUCAUUAUUUUGUACAUUAAAUUUCAAUGACAAAGUUGAAUGAUGACUAAUACUAGUAAUUUUUCUUUGUUUAGGUAACUUAGUUAACAAUGUAAAAUAAUCAUUUUUGCACACUUAUUUAAAAUUGUGUGUUCUGUGCUAGAAGCAACUCAAGAAACAGUUUCUUUGUAUUUAAACAGUAUUCACUUUAUUAACUGUGACUUUUUACAGGCACUUGUGUAAGAAUAAAUUAAUAAAAUUGUGAUAAGGUA
Molecule: messenger RNA, 782 nt
Organism: Polypterus senegalus (gray bichir)
Lineage: Eukaryota; Metazoa; Chordata; Cladistia; Polypteriformes; Polypteridae
Gene: chtf8
Product: CTF8, chromosome transmission fidelity factor 8 homolog (S. cerevisiae)
Exons: 4
Coding region: 140-517 (125 amino acids)
Biological process (GO): mitotic sister chromatid cohesion
Cellular component (GO): Ctf18 RFC-like complex
Source: RefSeq, a predicted model, not a curated record